This is a messenger RNA of Protopolystoma xenopodis, 258 nucleotides long. Lineage: Eukaryota; Metazoa; Platyhelminthes; Monogenea; Polystomatidea; Polystomatidae. The record is from the annotation of a GenBank genome assembly.
CGAAAGGCUUGUGUCCAUUUGUGGAGGGAGGCACUUCUCUGCUGGCCUCCGGUGUUUGUAUGGCCCGCGGUGGCCAGGCGACGAAGGAAGCAGUCGCGUCGCCUUGCGUCACUUCGCUACGCCCAGCCUCACUUCGAACACGAGUUCACGGUUCCCGACCAGAUUUCGGCCGAGACUGAGUCGUGUCUGAUUGUGUCGAGGCUAUCCGGCCACUUUCGUCCUCUCCGCCUUCCAGACGGGCAAGCAGGCGUGCUUUGA